CUCUCUCUCUCUCUCUCUCUGAGUGUGCUUGGUGGUGUUCCCGAGGUGACCCCAACGAGCAUAUAAACCCACCCCAAACUCUCAUAUCCAUCACCAAUGAUAAGUUGUGCUCCGCACAAAUCUGUCUUCACUUGACUCCUUUUCUUUCCCAAGGUGUGACUAGAGAUGAGCAGGCCGGGAGACUGGAACUGCAGGUCGUGCCAGCACCUCAACUUCCAGAGGCGAGAGUCGUGCCAGAGGUGCGGGGAGCCGAGGGCCAGCGAGAGGGGUGGCGAUUCCUAUGGGGGCUUCGGCGGGAGGAGCGGCUCGCCGUUCAGGUUCACGGGCCCGGACGUCCGGCCUGGGGACUGGUACUGCAGCGUCGACAACUGUGGGAAUCACAACUUCGCCAGCCGCUCGACCUGCUUCAGGUGCGGCGCGCCAAGAGACGAGUCGGAUGGCGGCGGCGGCGGCGGGGGCCAUCGUUAUGAGGGCGAAAUGUCUCGACCGCGAGGUUUUGGAGCCAGCGGCAGCAGCGGAGGUGGCAGCAGUCGCUCGGGGUGGAGAGCUGGUGACUGGAUUUGCACCAGGUCAGGAUGCAAUGAGCAUAACUUUGCUAGCAGAUCAAACUGCUUCAGGUGCAAUGCGCCAAGAGAUUAUUCAUCUGGUGGCCGGUCUGAUUAUUCUUCUUGAGAUGUUCCAUGAUCUGGAAGAGCCUGGAAGAGAAUCGAGCAAGAAAAUGCAGCCACUGUCUUUUGCAUCUCUUUUGCCAAGAAAACAUUUUCCAUUGGAGUUAUUUGGUGGGCUUGAAUGACAGAUCAAAAGAACAUAAAAGAGAGUCUUCUUCUUCUAAUUCUACUUCUUCAUUUUUCUCCUUUUUUUCUACUGUCCUGUGGUGUUUUUAUGGUCUAGUUUGUUCUAGCAUAGCAUCGUAGCUUGCGGGUUAGCAGUUCUAUAUCACCUGUUUGAGAGGGUUUUCUAUGUUUAUUGCAGUACUGUGUGAGAAUUUCAUUUAUUCCCCA
Messenger RNA from Eucalyptus grandis, 1001 nucleotides. RefSeq lists its product as uncharacterized. Gene Ontology annotation, cellular component: cytoplasm. Bases 166 to 672 code for a protein of 168 amino acids. The transcript has 4 exons. Gene Ontology annotation, molecular function: mRNA binding. NCBI's taxonomy places the organism in Eukaryota, Viridiplantae, Streptophyta, Magnoliopsida, Myrtales, Myrtaceae. The record is from RefSeq and is a predicted model, not a curated record.